Molecule: messenger RNA, 936 nt
Organism: Penicillium robsamsonii
Lineage: Eukaryota; Fungi; Ascomycota; Eurotiomycetes; Eurotiales; Aspergillaceae
Exons: 1
Coding region: 1-936 (311 amino acids)
Source: RefSeq, a predicted model, not a curated record
AUGGCCCAGCCUCAUAACAGCGCCAGCCAACAUGACCCUCUGGAUAUCGAAGAACUACCUUCUUCGGUCAAUGUAUAUCAUUACAGCAGUAUGGACGACUUUUGGCAGAUCAUCUCACUUGAGCGUAGUCGUCUCUAUAGCUCUUUCCCUGCUGUACAGGCGAAUUACAAAAGAGGCCAGGACGAUUCAAUUAGACAGCCACAGACGGAAGGCACCCAGAACGAUCACAUUAUCUUCAUCAUUGACCCUAUGACUUUUGCACACGACUUCCUUGAUUCAUCAGCCGAUCUUCCUUUUCACGAUAGGAUAUCCUUCAAUCCAAAAGAUCACCUCCUUAUCGUGAAGAUGCCUGUACCAGCGCACGAGCAAGCCGCAACGGUGUUUCACGAUACGCUCAUAUUAGCCCUCCAGGAAAGAGGCCUACAAAAGGCGAUUUUCUCAUGGAGAUCGACGACAUUGACUGCUGAAGAUGGCACAAGAAAGGAAGCAGACGGGGGAUGGGGUCCACGAAGACCUCCCCACGGAGCUCCUAAAAGGCCCUCGGUGGUUCUAGAAGUCGCAUCGUCAGAGACUCCUGCCAAACUUCGCCGUGAUGCCCACUACUGGGUAGAUCCAGCAAGAGGCCAGGCUAACAUGGCUUUCACAGUCAAGGUCCAUGCCAAAAUUCCCCAGAUCACUAUCCAGCAAUGGGAGUGGGAUGAAGCGGUCUCCAGACCUAUUAGAAAAACAGACCUUACCAUCACAACAUCGAGUUCCGAUGGCAAAGUCUAUUUUAAUCCCAACCAGCCCACACCGCAGCUCCUCAUACCCUUUCACCUUCUAUUCCGACGACCAGCGGAGAAUCACAGGGAACGUGACAUUGUGGUUGGGACACAGGACCUCAUCGAGUUCGCAACGUUGGUGUGGGAUUUGCAAUUCCAGAAUGAGCAAGAAUGA